This is a messenger RNA of Gracilinanus agilis (Agile Gracile Mouse Opossum), 922 nucleotides long. Its product is annotated as stress response protein NST1-like. The transcript is spliced from 2 exons. The record is from RefSeq and is a predicted model, not a curated record. NCBI's taxonomy places the organism in Eukaryota, Metazoa, Chordata, Mammalia, Didelphimorphia, Didelphidae. Bases 2 to 853 code for a protein of 283 amino acids.
AAUGGGCAGUCCAAUCAAAUAUCGAAUACUGUCAGCCAGACACAGAUCACUUCUUCUUCGUGCUUUGUCAGAAUUACGGAAAAAAGAGUACCCGCAGCAGCUCCCCAAAUUCAAAUCUAUUAAAGUUUCUAAGCUAUCAGAAGAAGAAAAGAUUGUGGAUCAAGAAAUGGACCUCCGUUUUAGCAUGCCAGUGAUGAAAGUUCGUAUGCAUCUAACAUCCCCUACUCUGUUACUUCCCAAACUUAAAGAGAUAAAACCGGAAACUCACCCUCAUCCAACUUUCCGAUUAUGUCAUUUAAUUGAGAAACCCCAAGUUGAAGUCAUUCCUUUCAUAGAAAUGGCUGAGAAGAAAAAGGCUAGAGAACGUUGUGUUGUGGACUUUGGUCCACUUCUUAGUGUUGAUAGACAGUAUAAUAAAAAGGAAGAGAAGCGAAAGCGAGAAGAAAAAAUUGGACUUAUUGCCAUGAUCCAUCUUACUGAUGAAUUUACAAAUCAAAGUGUGCAGGAAUUUAUCCAAGAGAGAAUACUCUCAGUUAAAAAAAGAAACGAAGAAGAAAGCAAGAAAAUUAAAGAACAUUUGGAAAAUUUUCAAACAAAAAGAGCAACAGAAAUGAAAGAAUUCCAAGAAAGGAAAAAGAACUUUCUAAAAGAGAGACAACAGAAAAUAGAAGAGCGUACGUUGGUGGAAGAGAUCAGCAAUCAGCAUUCCACACUGACAAAGGAACUGUUUCAGUUUGACAGAUUCAAGAAGAGACAAGAUAUCCUGAAUGACAAAAAGGAAAUUGUGAAAAAAAUGAGGGAAAAUGAAAAACAUCGCCAGAGUUUAGUUAAAAAAAUGAAGAAAGGGAGGUAGGUCAACUUUUGAUAGCACUGCAGACUCGAUGUAUGAGGCUUGGAGGAUCAAUACUCUCUAGCGAUUGAA